AUGGAUUCGACGAUACUCAAUCGGGCCCGAGGAUCUACAUGUCCUGAACUGGCAAUUAUUAGCCAAAAUAAGCUCCCUCCCACUUUUAACCAUUUUUGUAUCUCGACCAGAUAUAAAGAGAUAGAAGCAACGACUGGUCGUCGUUGCAAUUAUUUUCUUGGCUACUUUAUUUUGGGCUAUUUAGCCCAAGCAGAAAAACAAGUACUGAAAGAAAAAAUGUUAUUCCAAAGAACAGCGGAGGCAACGUUAGUCGUUUCUUCCCUAAUUGGACUAACUUCAUGCUUGGAAAUUACAAGAAAUGUUACAUUUAAUGAUGAAACAAUUAACGAAAAUGUGGUAGUGGAUGCAGGGAAAGGUGUGUCCUUCCUUAGUACUACAGCCAUUCCAAUCAGUAUGGACGGGGAUAUAACCAACAAUGGUGUAUUUUGUUUUGGGUUCACUAAUCACGGGAAGCUCACUUCAUCAGAUAUCAUGAAUUAUGGUCAAAUGUUUUUAGGUGUUGGUGGGUCAGCAGAUGGUGGGGUGCUAAACGUUGGGGAUUUGUACAAUUAUAAUUAUUUGUCAUUCACAGGCUCAGAUUAUCUUACACUUGUAGCAACUGGUAAUUUUGUAAAUGAGGGAUACAUUGAUAUCACUGCCGUGACAAAUGGGAUAUCCCUCACAGGUCCAACGGGUGGAAUUAUCAAUAACGGGGUUAUAACUGCAACAAAUAUGGCGCAAUCAGAUUAUAAGAUAAACGCUAUUGUUGGUACCGGUUGUAUUGUGAAUUCAGGUUUCAGUCAGUGGCCAGAAUUUGAUUUGUCCCAGCCAUUUAACCAAACCAUUUACAAUGAGAGUCCCGUUAUGUGGGCUUAUUUUGGGGCUACCCAAUCACCAAACUCUAUCCCUGUGAUUAGGGGGUUGAGUUCGGCAUCUAAAGGAAGUGCUCAAUUACUGAUUGGAUCAGUUAAUCCAGUUAUCUAUCCGCAAAACCUUAUUUACAAAUAUGAUACUGCAACUGGAAGACUAAAUUUUACCGCAAAUGGACGAAGCUUUCUUUUUGAUAUUGGGUUAGGCUUCGAUCCUACUCAGUUUAGUACAGGUGGGUGUCAAGGUAAGGCAGGAACUUAUGCUUGUAUCACCUACGAAGGAGCAUCGUUAAACGAGAAAAUACCUUCAAAUUUUCAAAUAAAUAUUCAAAGUGAUUUAACUUAUGAAACUGUGUGUCCAGCAGCAACACCACUUCCCCCUCCAAUAACAAGUACUGCUCCCUAUUAUAGUGAAACUAUAGAGGAAAUUAUCUCGUACAGUUCAUUCCUCGACUCAGAUGGUUUACCAACAACAACCAGUACCACUACACAUGUUGUUCCAACAUUAGUAUUACCACCCCCAUACUUAACUACCACCACAAAAUCAGCUACGACAGUUUCUGAGUUAGUGAGUUAUUCUUUCACUCAUGGUGCGAUUAGCGGCAUGCCUGCUUUGAGUGAUGUCCCAAUGUAUAUUACUACAACAUCAACAAUACCAGCAGGGUUUUCCAUUCCGCCACCUUACACAACAACUGUAAUUACUGAUAGUAUGGCAGUAUCCGAACUUGUUUCAUUUUAUUCCACAGAUUCCGAUAGCACACCAAUGACAGGUACGACAACAAUUACUUUCCCACAAACACGAAAUGUCACUACUACAGUCACGGAAUACUUGAUGGGUACCACGCAUCUAAGUAAAGUAUUUACUAGUACGGGUACUUGGCAAAGUACGAGUACUUAUUCGACUACUGUGGAAACAUAUGUGAUAAGAACAGAAAGUACAGGAGUGGUAACAUCUCAAAUUUGA
Molecule: messenger RNA, 1812 nt
Organism: Naumovozyma castellii
Lineage: Eukaryota; Fungi; Ascomycota; Saccharomycetes; Saccharomycetales; Saccharomycetaceae
Exons: 1
Coding region: 1-1812 (603 amino acids)
Source: RefSeq, a predicted model, not a curated record